AGGUCGAAGCAAAGCGCACUAACCUUGAAAUUAACCAACCAUAGCUCUAUGGAUGAAAUAGUAGCUUCGCCCUUUUCCUCUUCCUCUUCUUCAUCACCUUCUUCAACCCCAAGAACAAUAAUGAAACAUGAUGUUUUCUUGAGUUUCAGAGGCCAAGACACGCGUAACAACUUCACCGGCCAUCUUUAUUAUGAAUUGCACCACCAAGGAAUUCGAGCUUUCAUCUCACCCUCACUUUCUUCAGCAAUCCAACAGUCUCUAAUUUCCAUCGUUGUAUUCUCAUAGAACUAUGCAUCUUCCUCAUGGUGUUUGGAUGAACUUGUCUUGAUCAUGGAAUAUCAAGAAUCGUUCAGACAAUUGGUGUGGCCAAUCUUUUUCAAUGUAGAGCCGUCCCAUGUAAGAAAUCUGACGGGCAGUUUUGGACAAGCAUUAGCCAUCUUUGAAGCUGAUUCAACUGGAAAGUACAAGGAAAAACUGCCCAAAUGGAAGACUGUUUUGAACAUAGCUGGCAAUCUAUCUGAAUGGCAUAUAGCCAGCUGCGACGGGGAUGAAUCUCAUCGUGUAAUCCAAAAAGUUGUUGAAGCAUCAGUAUGCAAAUUGAAACCUGCUGUACCUCUUCUGAUGGACAUGUACCCUUUUGGAAUUAGAGACCGUCUACAGGUUGUUGAUUUGGGGUCGAUAAAUAAUGCUGGAAACUAUGAUUUAGAAAUGUUGGAAAUUUAUGGAAUUGUUGUUAUUGGCAAAAGUAGCAGUGCUAAAGCUGUUGUGAAUAAAUUUGCUAAUGAGUUCCAAAUCUCCAACUUCCUUGCAAAUGAUGGGGAAACAUCAAAGCAAUACUGUGGUGGCCUGCAGGUUCAUAAACCCAAAAGUGGUGCUAAUCAGGUGCUUCAUGGUUUGAACCAGUACUCACGGAACAUUAACGUUUCUCAAGCCAGCAGUGGAAAAGAUAGGCACAGAAAAGUCUUGACCGGAAAAGGGUUAAGGGACAGAAGAGUUAGGUUGGGUUUUGAUCAACCUAGCAAAGCUGUGGAACGGCUGAUUAGAGCGGCUUUAGAUGCCAUGUAUGAGCUUCCUUCUCAGCCCACUUGUUCAUUUCCUGAUGCAACCGAGCAGCUGACUGACAAUAAGAGACCAAGUGCGGAAUUGAAAUUGAUAGACUUGUGUGACGAUUCUGUUUCGAAGGUUACGCGUGAAUGA
This is a messenger RNA of Ziziphus jujuba (common jujube), 1197 nucleotides long. Its product is annotated as disease resistance protein RPV1-like. The record is from RefSeq and is a predicted model, not a curated record. The coding region runs from base 331 to 1197 and encodes 288 amino acids. The transcript is spliced from 3 exons. Lineage: Eukaryota; Viridiplantae; Streptophyta; Magnoliopsida; Rosales; Rhamnaceae. Gene Ontology annotation, biological process: defense response; signal transduction.